AUGUCGGGGAAGGGAGGGAAGGUCGACGACGACGGGAACAAGCUGAAGAUGAAGAGGGUGAAGGAGAGCGUGGAGAAGCACCUCCAUGACGUCCAGGUCACUGUUGAUAAUGCCUUGCUCAACAAGUUGUACGACAGUCAGGGUUGGGCGCGUCCGAAUGGUCCCGAGGAGGCCAAGGAGACGAUGAAGCUCGUGUUUGCCGGGGAAGUGAAGGAGGAUGGCAAGAGAGAGGUAGACAACCUGAACCCUCUUGCGAUUAAGCAGCUCGGGCGAUCGUUGAAAGAGGUUUGUCCCCUCCACUGCAGGGUCAAGAGCAUAUGCUUCUGGCAUUCUCCGGUAGAAGAUGAAGGGCUCAAAGGAUUGUUAGAGUUUGGGAUGAAGCCGCCGAAGCCGGACGUGUGGGAGGGAUUGUUACACCUGGAACUGGUGGACUGCGGCAUCGGACUGCAAGGCUGCGAACUGCUCGGCGAGAGUCUCAAGGCCCACGUGCCAUUGCGAUCGCUGACACUGGAUUUCAAUCACUUCGGGGAUGCGGGGGUCGAGCAUAUCGCGUCGGGGCUGAGAAACAACACCAACGUGUCGACCCUGAGCUUGGCGUUCUGCGGCCUGACCUCGCGCAGCGGGCAGUUGAUCGCUGAUGGCAUCAUCAAGGGUUCGAAGGUCAAGUCGCUGGACCUCAAGGGGAACAAGUUGGGUCUGUACAUUGAUGAGGAAGGUAACAGCCUGCCUGGGUACUCCUUGAUCCCAAUCUUUGCGGGGAUGACCAACCAAGAACUCUGGGCACCCACGUCGGUCCGUCAGUUCAGCAGCGACAAGCAGGAUGAGGAUGGGAACGCGACCAACUUGUGGGACUUGGAACUGAAGGCUGUGCUGAGCGAUGAGUUCCGAGCACAGCCGAUGGAGGGCACGUCGGGGAACUACCGGGCCACCCAGGGCCCUUGGGCAGGAUGGGAACUGUUCACAUCGUACAUCGAGGGAGAGCCGAAGCUGUUUGCGGCCACGGAGACUCUGCAGAAGUUGAACCUGUGUGACAACUCGUUCACGGAGGACAUCACGUACAAGGUGAUGGAUAAGAACGGGACGCAGAAAGUAGUCCAGGUGGACGAGUCGAACUUCGAAGUGUCGCUGGCCUGUCCCCUUGAGAAGGAGGAGACUUGGGCCCACCUAAAGCAGGACUCCUUCCAGGUAUUCCGAGCUCAGAUCACCAAGGGAUGCUACUGCCAGAUGGGGAUGGAGAUGAUUCACGUGACGGAUAUCGUUGCAGAUUGCGCUUUCAUCAUUCGGGAGGACCUCGACGCGGUCAAGUUCGUCCUGCCGCUGCAGAGCCUGCAGCCUGUCUUUCCGUCUGCCGGCAACGAGACCACGAGCAAGAACUUCCUACAGAGGUACACGCCUGUCUCCGAGCGGCAACUGUUCGAGCUCGGCAUCGUCAAGGGCGCCUGCCUGCAUGUCGGGCGAGAGAUCAUUCGGAUACGUUCUAUCAGCGGGGGGAGCGUCUUUCUCAGUCGGGGCAGCUGCGGCACGGAGGUGUCGAAGCAUGCGCAGGGGGUCAAGGCGAUCAGGCUAUGUCAGCUGGGGAUACAGAGGGGGACUUGCUUCUCCCCCUCCACCUACCACGAGCUGGGUGACUCUAUCCAGCGCAUCAGCCAGUUCAAGUUCAUGGUGAAGCAGCUCAGCCUCAACGUGUCUCUAGAGGAGCUUCUAUUAGAAAACAAUCUCGGGAUAGGGCAAGAUGCUGCUGAGCUUCUGCGGGUGCCGACGAGGAGGCUUUCGGUGUUCACACUGUCGGGGAACGGGAUCAAGGAAUCGCUCUUUCGUGAGGUAUACAAGGAUGGGACAAGUUCUAAGAAGGGGAAGAAGAAAAAGUAA
Molecule: messenger RNA, 1869 nt
Organism: Guillardia theta CCMP2712
Lineage: Eukaryota; Cryptophyceae; Pyrenomonadales; Geminigeraceae
Exons: 5
Coding region: 1-1869 (622 amino acids)
Biological process (GO): activation of GTPase activity; nucleocytoplasmic transport
Cellular component (GO): cytosol; perinuclear region of cytoplasm; nucleus
Molecular function (GO): GTPase activator activity; small GTPase binding
Source: RefSeq, a predicted model, not a curated record